Messenger RNA from Penicillium malachiteum, 429 nucleotides. Its product is annotated as cytidine deaminase. The coding region runs from base 1 to 429 and encodes 142 amino acids. Gene Ontology annotation, cellular component: cytosol. Gene Ontology annotation, molecular function: cytidine deaminase activity; zinc ion binding. The transcript is spliced from 4 exons. The record is from RefSeq and is a predicted model, not a curated record. Lineage: Eukaryota; Fungi; Ascomycota; Eurotiomycetes; Eurotiales; Aspergillaceae.
AUGGCACCCAUCGAUACCCCAAUCACAGCCCAAGAGCUGGAGAUUCUUUCCACCAAGGCGAUUGCAGCCAAGGAAGCAGCUUAUUGUCCCUACUCCAAGUUUCGGGUGGGGGCAUGCAUCCUGACCACGUCGGGCGAGUUUGUGGUCGGUGCCAACGUUGAGAAUGCUGCGUACCCUGUUGGUACAUGUGCAGAGCGAGUCGCAUUUGGCACUGCGGUUGUGGCGGGGCAUAAAAGCUUCAAAGCGCUUGCUGUCGCCACAGAUAUCAAGCCUGCAGCUUCCCCUUGUGGAAUGUGUCGGCAAUUUAUUCGCGAGUUCACCAAUGGCUCGUUCCCGGUAUACAUGUACGACGGCGAGGGAUCAUAUAAAGUUAUGACCAUGAGCGAGCUCCUGCCGGACUCAUUCGGACCAGGUGAUCUCGGGAUCUAG